Solea solea (common sole) is the source of this 2402-nucleotide messenger RNA. Its product is annotated as transcription factor E2F4-like. Gene Ontology annotation, molecular function: DNA-binding transcription factor activity, RNA polymerase II-specific; protein dimerization activity; RNA polymerase II cis-regulatory region sequence-specific DNA binding. Lineage: Eukaryota; Metazoa; Chordata; Actinopteri; Pleuronectiformes; Soleidae. The transcript is spliced from 10 exons. Gene Ontology annotation, cellular component: RNA polymerase II transcription regulator complex. The record is from RefSeq and is a predicted model, not a curated record. Gene Ontology annotation, biological process: regulation of transcription by RNA polymerase II. Bases 217 to 984 code for a protein of 255 amino acids.
ACGCUCAGCGGGUGGUGUAGUAUCGCUAAUGUUAGUGUAGUACGUUAACGUGUGGCGUUGUGUUGAAGUUUAACCGCUUAUAUUUAAAUUUAUACGCUUGAAUUUGUUUCGUUAAUUCACACACAGUCACUUCUCGUUGACGGAACUGCUAGCCGUAGCUUAGCGGAUCCAGCGUGAACUGUGCACCGCUGUUCGUGACAACAACCAGUCAGCAGCAUGAAUAACAAAAGAAGCCCAGACUGUCUGGACAGCGAGGCCACCGGACAAGACCCGCUCCCUAAAAUACCAAGGAUUAUGAAGAGCCUCCAGCUGAUCGCCAUUGGGUUUGUUAAGCUACUACAAGAAGCUGAGGGUGGAGUGGUGGACAUCCAGGACGCUGCCAAAAUCCUGGCUUCCGAUCAGAAAAGGCGGAUCUAUGACAUCACAAAUGUGUUGGAGGGCGUCGGUUUAAUCAUGAAAAUAUCGAAGAGGAAAGUCAAGUGGAUUGGUGCAAAGCCAGGCCAGGAAACGUUUGACCGCAGAGUGUUGGAGUUAAAGUGUGAGCUGGACGAUUUGGAGCAGAGUGAGUUUAUGUUGGACCAGCAGAGACAGUGGGUCGAACAGAGCAUCAAGACCACGAGAGACGACUGCAGCAAUCUGACAUAUGUGAGUCACGAAGAUAUCUGCAACUGCUUCAGAGGCCACACACUCUUGGCAGUAAAAGCACCUUCUGGCAUCCAUUUGGACGUCCCCAUUCCCAAAGCUAGCCUGAGAGGUCCAGUGCGGUACCAGAUCCACAUGAAAAGCACCAGUGGACCAAUAGACAUCCUACUCCUGAGCACAAACUCUGCCACCUCUGAUCCCGUCACUCUGCCUGUGCCGCCGCCCGAGGACGUUUUACGGAACGCCAAAUUAGCCAUGCAAACUUCAGAUGCGGCAGGAGACGGCGACACACCUGCUGAUGCCGUACACUGGAAUGAAUGCAAAAUUUAUCAAAGGAACUGAGGAAACUCCUGGACCCGACUUCAGAAAUAACGAAAGCAGAUAUUUUCACAAAGCUGAUCUCCUCUGAAGUUUUUCCUGCGCUCAGACACUUAUUUCCGACUCCUCCAUCUCAGUGUGACUCUGAUCAGACGCUGGUGACCGGGAACUCUUCAUGACGAGACUUUGUAUGUAAAGUUUUUCCCUCUUUGCACACAAAAGUCAUUCGAUGUAGGCCACAUUGGUGUUGCAAUGGCUGAAGAGUGUUGCCUCAUAGCAAGAAGGUUUUGAAUCCCUGUGGUGGAGUUUGCACGUUCUCCCAAAAUCCAAAAACAUGUGGAGGUUAACUGGACACUCUACCAGACACUAAACCUGACCGUGUGAGGUGUGAAUGUGAGAGUGAGUGGUUGUUUGUCUUUGUGUGUUUGACCUGUGACCCUCAUGUGGAGGACUUUUUUAAUACUGUGUUCACCUAUUCACAUAUUUAAUGCUGUAUGUUUAUACGGACAACUAUUUUCUGAUAUUAAGACAAUAAUCUAGUUAGACUGAAACUUAAUAAUUAAUAACAAUUUUAAAAAUUCCAACUCAGAAUCAGAAAUACUUUACACUUAACUGCUGCUUAAAAUAGUGAGAUUGCAGUCGUUUUAUCAGUGUUAUCUUGUUAUCAUGAGAAAACGACAGAAGAGUAUUAGAACCACAUGUAAAAAAAAAAAUGUUUUGAAAGAAAGUGGAAAAAAAUAAAAUAAAACAGGAAGCAUUCUCAGAAAAAAAGACAGAAUUCUGAGAUUAAAAUUAGAGUUCUCAGACAAAUACUGAGGAAAAGGGUUGGAGUUCUGAGAUUAAAGUCAGAAAGUCGGAAUUCUUAGGGAAAAAAAAGUCAUAAUUCUGACUUUAAUCUCAGACAUGUACCAGAUUAUUGCUGGGAAAGGUUUUACAGUGUAACACCACAAUACAGGGCCGAAGGGAUGAAUUGCAAUAAAAGUUUGAUUUUGUGGACUUAAAUGCUGCCGAUAUUACAUGUUCCCCAUCACAUUUGAAAAGCUAACAGUGACACAAGUCUACCUCAUGAUGGCGCCAGAGGGAAAGCCAGUAAGGAUCAGUGCUCGAAGGAAAGUUCUCAGUUCAACAGUGCAGUGGUUACUGUGCUAUUUUCAGAUCAGGGCCAUCAAACCUCUAACCUCAAACUUGUCUGUGCUAAAAACUUGUUCACAUCUGCUCAACCUGUAAAUCUGGGUUUUCGUUCUGUUCUUCUUCCUCGUUGACAAAAACUAGACAUGCAAAAUGUGUCAUAAUGUAGCUAAAAUCUGUCAAUUUGGAUAUGAAAUGUGUUUUGUUUUGUUUUAAACAAAAAAACAUUUGUUAUGAAGUGAAGUACGAAUAAUAAAAUUGAUAGGAUUCCAGAGUGUCAUUGAAUUAAAUAAUAAAUAUUUAAGAAACCUUUA